GUACUGGACCCACUUGUGCCUCGACCGCGUAAUUCUGGUAGCUCCAAUUCAAAGCUCCCCUACCCAUUCUUCUCAACCUCUCAAAUGCUCUCAUUUCUAUCAAUUUUCUUAAUUCGCACGUGGAAAGAAGCGUUCUAAGGUUAUUGUGACAAUUGUUCCCACUUCGUUUAUCUUAGUAUUGUUCUCUUAGCUUUUAGCCUCGAAGGCUUAGAGCCCUACCAAAAGACCCGAACCAUCCAACAUGAAUAAAAAUUGGAAUGACAGAGCUGACAAAGAUCUCUUCUUCACCAUUCUCUCUGUUAAGAAUAUCGGUGUAAUAAGUGGCGCAGAAUGGACUACUAUUGGUAAUCAUAUGCGGUCCCUUGGCUAUGGCUUCACCAACGAGGGAUGCCGCCAACAUUUUCAAGGCCUUCGCCGAGCUCAGCAUAAGGUUGAAUCGAAUGGUGGUGGGUUGGACAGUCAACGUAAAGCCGAUCCUACCCAAAAUCCCAUUACAAGGCGCCCAGGACCUGGUCGUGGACGCCCCAGAAAGCAACCACCCAUACCCAUUUCAAAUCUCGACGACGACGAUGGGGAAGGACCCACUUCCGGGGCAUCAGGACAGCUGCAGGACGCCCAUUCCGAUGCCGCAGGUACUUCCGGCGACAUUUCUCUGCAUAUCCCGGUUGAAGAAACUGAUUCCUUGAACCUGGUACAAGACGACUCGGCUCUUGAUGAUGAACAACCUUCAAAACGGCAACGCCUCGACGAAAGUGACCAACAAGAAAAUGACGAAGUCGCCGUUCUCGCCUUGACAGCAGAUGGUAUAACCGAACCUGAUGAUCAUUAUGGCAGCUCAGCAGAGUUUUAUGGCGAGGCAUAGGUGUUACCAUACUUCUAGUACUAGUAGUGUCGUACACUGGUUCAUUUAAGCUGCUUGAUUUUCAACAUGAAGCUAAUAGAAGACGAAGACUCACGUUUGCUUCUUUUACGGAUGGAGAACGAGAGGAUCAUCUCCAGGGUGCUUAUGUACAACAUUUGCGGCAUCGCGUUGAUCGGUAGUCUGGAGUUAUGAGCGGGCUUUUAGGUAUGAUGGGGAUAAAA
This is a messenger RNA of Hypoxylon trugodes, 1083 nucleotides long. RefSeq lists its product as uncharacterized. Lineage: Eukaryota; Fungi; Ascomycota; Sordariomycetes; Xylariales; Hypoxylaceae. The record is from RefSeq and is a predicted model, not a curated record. The coding region runs from base 242 to 862 and encodes 206 amino acids. The transcript is spliced from 3 exons.